This is a messenger RNA of Aethina tumida (small hive beetle), 1964 nucleotides long. RefSeq names its product myelin expression factor 2 (gene rump). The record is from RefSeq and is a predicted model, not a curated record. Gene Ontology annotation, cellular component: cytoplasm; nucleus. The coding region runs from base 107 to 1747 and encodes 546 amino acids. Gene Ontology annotation, molecular function: mRNA binding. The transcript has 5 exons. NCBI's taxonomy places the organism in Eukaryota, Metazoa, Arthropoda, Insecta, Coleoptera, Nitidulidae.
GGCAGUUGUCAGUACUGUAACGAUUAGUUUCGGGAAGCGUUGCUAUUUUGGGUUGAUAAUCGAUUUUUAUAAAUAUAUAUAGUAAUUGACGAAACCCAAAAAGGAUAUGAGCAACAAAGACUUCGACGAGAAGGACCGUUCGAGGGAACGAUCGCGUCGAGAGCGGCCCAGCCGUUUUUCGGAGGCCAGCCGCGAUCGCAGCAUGGACAGGGGCCGCGACCGCGGCAGCAUGAAGUCCUCCAACAACCGUGUGUACGUAUCAAACAUUCCUUAUGAGUAUCGUUGGCAGGACAUGAAAGAUUUGUUUCGGAGCGAGGUCGGUGAUGUACAGUUUGUCGAGUUGUUCGUCGACGACAACGACAAGCCGAAGGGUUGUGGCAUUGUCGAGUUUAGCGAUUCGGUCAGCGUGAAAAAGUGCCUCGAGAUCAUGCAGCGGUAUGAGGUUAAAGGUCGCAAGCUGAUUGUCAGGGAGGACAGUGGCAACCAGCGAGAUAAGCAUGGCAAUAUUGUUGGAAGUAAGCGUGGCGGAGGCGGCGGCGGCGUCGGAGGAAGGGACGACGGUCGUUACAGAGAUGAGCGAGAUCGUUUCGAUAGUCAUAAGGGUAUCAGGCAAGACGAUAACAGCUGGGGCAACACCUAUGGUCUCAGUCCUCAAUUUCUCGAGUCCUUGAAUAUCGAUGCGCCCCUUUGUAACAGGGUGUUUGUCGCCAAUUUGGAAUAUAACAUUGACAAGAAAAAGUUGAAGGAGGUGUUUAGGUUGGCCGGUAAGGUGCAGAAGGUCGAUUUUCCUCUAGACAAAGACGGCAGAAGUCGAGGUUUUGCCGUAAUCGAGUACGAUCAUCCGGUGGAGGCGGUGCAGGCGAUAUCGAUGUUGCACAAUCAGGUGCUGUUCGACCGUCACAUGACGGUGCGGAUGGACCGUGGCAACGAGAACCUGAAACUGCCCGAAGGUCUGAAGUCGGUCGGAAUGGGUCUGGGAACGAACGGGGAACCGUUGCGCAAUGUCAGUGUGAAUCUGCCGUCGGUGACCGGCAACCAAGGUGGUCAGAUCGGUGCCGGCAUUCUGGGGGCCGUGCCCAAUUCGGCGCUGCAGGUCGCCAACGCCCUGUCCUCCCUGAACAAUCCCCUGACCUCUCUGACCAAUCAGUCGGUGCUGCAGGCGGCCAAUCUGACUUCUCUGUUGGGUAACGGCCUUUCGAAUACGGAUCUGUCGUUGGCGAACAGUCUCGUUUCCAGUUCCCUCGCUCAUCAGAACCAGUCCCAAAUGUCCGGGCCCGGCAAUGUAAAUCAAAACAUGCCCUCCAACCCCAUCCAGCCGUUCUCGCGCUCCGACAACUACUCGAAUCAGGGCUCCAAUUAUAACCAAGCCUACCAGAACAAUCAGAGUCGCGGGGGUGGCGGAGGCGGCGGAGGCAGCGGCGGUAGCGGUGGGGGUUACCAGCCGUUCGACGGGCAGAAGAACAAUUUUGGGAAUAACAUGAUGCGGUCCCCGCAAACCGACAACAAAAAUAUGAGUGGGGGUUCGUUCAACAGGAAAAUGUUGAUCAGCAAUCUUCCUCCCAUGUUGAAUUAUAAGUUGUUGCACGAGAAGGUCAGUGAGUUUGGCGACAUUAUCUUGUUCGAGGAACAAGGCCUGGGCAAGAUAGCGGUCGAAUUUGCCGCCCCUUGGCAAACCGAGAGAGCUAUCAAAAGUUUGGACAGAGCACGUAUUGACGGGAGGGUGAUCGAAGCAAGACUAUUACAUUGAAUUGGUUUCCUUGGUUGAAUUUGAGGGUACCUUAUGAAUUGACUGGAUCAUUAAAUAGUUUCCGGUGUUUUGUGGAUGUUUGAUCGUUUACCAUUUCAUUUUUGACUUAGUUUUUUAGUUUUUUUAUGAAUUCGUUGUACAAAUCUAAUAUAUAAAAUGAUUAAAUAAUAUUAAUGUAACAUUAAUUUUUUUAAAUAAAUUACAUUAGAUAAUGUAA